Mesorhabditis spiculigera is the source of this 2124-nucleotide messenger RNA. Lineage: Eukaryota; Metazoa; Nematoda; Chromadorea; Rhabditida; Rhabditidae. The record is from the annotation of a GenBank genome assembly.
AUGAUCUCGCAAUGGGCAGCCGGGACGCGCGACAUCCAGAUGAUCGUGCUGAACUCACAGGAGACGGCGAAGCUGGGCUACGAUUACAGCAUUCCGCACGCCUGGGCCAAAGUCGAUCCGGAACUGGAGAAGAUUCCCAGCAUCCUCUCGGCCGGCCGAACCGAUGUGCACCAAGUCUUCAGCUGGGCCAACUGUUGCCUGAUUCGCAGGGCUCCAUUCAGCGAGGAAGGGCUUUUCAUUUGCAUCGACGGGGCCAACCUCGUGCUCAUUUCCUGUAACUACACCUUUCGCAGAGACCGCACGCAGCACGAUAACACGGUGUACAUGAACGAAGCCAUCGACAUGGGAACGCAGAUGCUGAUGGAGCGGCUGUAUGAUGACAAGAAUGGAGGGGAGCUCCGGCGCGAGGCACUCGUCAAGAACUGGGAAAGCCGCGAACCGCACGGCUCGCUUCCUAUCCACGAGCAAAUCAUUGACCAAAUGCUGUACAGUUGGCCCGCACACGAAUGGCCGUUCACCGACAAGUACUACCGCCCGCACGUGGACCCGAUCUUCAAUGCCUACAAGAAGCUAAGCGACAACCUGCUGAUUUCCGGCGAUUUCCUGCUCAAGAUUGGCGAUUUUGGCACGCUGAAAAUUUUGGAGCCAGCUGAAAAAUAUCCUCCAAUCCCUGUGGGAACCAAGAAUUACAUGGCACCCGAAUAUCUGAACGUCGCAGCAAAUCCGCUAUCUGCCGAGCACUUCUACAAGGCCGACGUCUACGGCGCGGGGGUGGUUCUAUGGGAAAUGAUCACACGGAGUGAGGCUCCUGCGGCUACAGACGAUCGUGUUCUCGCGGUUGGUCAACACGUCCCUGAAGCGCUUCGAGAAGUCUUGUCCCGUUGUCUGGAGAAGGACUUCAAAACUCGUGCCAUCUCCGAAGAAAUUUGCCGUAACAUUGCCGAAUACGGGAAAAUUUCCCGAAGGCAAUUUCGGCCAGUGUCGGACUCCAGCAAAAACUACCUAACCGAUCCGAUCACGGCAUUGGCCCUAAACGAAGCGGGCAAAGAGGAAACAAAAAAUUCUUGGUGUCGUUCCGUAGCUGGUUAUGACGCCCCGGAAGUUGGCCCCGAAAAAUGUCUCGAAUUCGAUGCUUUUCUGCAAAAAGUCAAAGCGAAACCGGACUUUGAUGCAUGGACGAUUAAGAAGCGAUUACUGGUUCCGCUCGACCACUUUGUUAAAUUUCUUGCCAUCCCUCUGGAUGAGGCCAAGGACGAUUGGCGUGAAGAUCCGAAUAUGUUUGAUGCGCAGGAGAAGGAGCCGAUUGAUAUUCAAUACAUUCUACGCGCUCUAACCAAGGAACUGGCACUCCUGAUCCAUGGAAAUCCGACUCCGGAGAGGAGCGCUGAGGAAAAGGAUGAAGCCCAGAAACUUAUCCAAAAUGCGUUAUCCGAGAUGAAGAAGUCGAGAGCAAGAAGGGAAUCGGCAGAAGACCAGGGACGAAUCUCGACACCGCCUGGCGAGAUGCAUCCUGCCGAUAUUGAGACUAUGGCUAAAAUCAGGGGACAUCCGAUGUUUCCAGUUUUAAAGCUCUUCACGGAAAAAGUGGAGUCCGCUACGUACGAGAUGAAGAGCAGCGUUUUCAAGCUGACCGAUGUGGAAGCGCUCUUCGUCGAGCUUGAAGCACAAGGAGCGAGCCCAAGGACCGAAGACCUGGAGCUAGAUCGUCUUGUCUGGGAUGCCAUCUACGUGAUGCGACUCCACCUAGCCGAGCUGGCUAGAGUGGCAAAGCUUGCAGAGGAUUUUAGGGCCAAUUUUUCAGCUUCCCUCAAGAAACGGGUGAAUCACGAAACGUUGAUCGGCGUAAUUAAUGAGAGUGACGAGGAGGCGUCAACGUCGGACGGGGAGUCGAAUUCGAGGUCCUCGCUACGCGACCAUCCAGCCAACACUACUGUAGCCAUGAUGAAUACCCCACACGGAACACUCUCAAUCCCCCUGACACUACCACCGAUAAACCACCACCUAUCAGCAGAUUCUUACAACUUGGGAUCCCCGGCUGGAAAGAGAACCCGCUUUGACUUCGACUCGGUCGUCUCCCACGGGUCUUCUGGAUUUAUGGAACGUCUUGGAUCCUCACGGGAUUUG